Molecule: messenger RNA, 5092 nt
Organism: Arvicola amphibius (Eurasian water vole)
Lineage: Eukaryota; Metazoa; Chordata; Mammalia; Rodentia; Cricetidae
Gene: Ppp1r3b
Product: protein phosphatase 1 regulatory subunit 3B
Exons: 2
Coding region: 292-1146 (284 amino acids)
Biological process (GO): regulation of glycogen catabolic process; regulation of glycogen biosynthetic process
Cellular component (GO): protein phosphatase type 1 complex
Molecular function (GO): glycogen binding; protein phosphatase regulator activity; protein phosphatase 1 binding
Source: RefSeq, a predicted model, not a curated record
CGGUAUUCGUGGUUGAGGAGGGGGAAGGGCUAGGAUGGCACCCUUCUUUGGGAAAGGUGGCUAGAAAGUUAAAGUGUGCCUCCGCCUGCGGGAGCCGGAGCCCAGAGUGCUGCAAUCCAGGGAGCAGGUGAGCGGGCUGCUGUCGCACGAACCAAGCCGAGUCCCUGCCCCACUUUUGCCGUCGUGGUCGCUGUCACUGUCACCCGGCGCAGAUGGUGGGGUGGGCAGGAGGGUCUGCCCUCGGUACUCAAGAGCUGUACCCGAUUCCUAGCCCGCUCGUCUAGUCCCGUGAUGGCUGUGGACAUUGAGUACAGCUACAGCAGCAUGGCCCCUUCUCUGCGCCGGGAACGCUUUACCUUCAAGAUCUCCCCAAAGCUGAGCAAGCCCCUGAGACCUUGUAUUCAGCUGGGCAGCAAGGACGAAGGCAGCGGCAUGGUGGCCCCCACGGUGCAGGAGAAGAAGGUGAAGAAGAGGGUGUCCUUUGCUGACAAUCAGGGGCUGGCCCUGACAAUGGUCAAAGUGUUCUCGGAAUUCGAUGACCCGCUAGAUAUUCCGUUUAACAUCACUGAGCUCCUAGACAACAUCGUGAGUCUGACGACAGCGGAGAGCGAGAGCUUUGUCUUGGAUUUUCCGCAGCCUUCUGCAGACUACUUAGACUUCAGAAAUCGACUUCAGACCAACCACGUCUGCCUCGAGAACUGCGUGCUGAAGGACAAAGCCAUUGCGGGCACCGUAAAGGUCCAGAACCUGGCAUUCGAGAAGGUGGUGAAGAUCAGAAUGACAUUUGACACCUGGAAAAGCUUCACAGACUUCCCUUGUCGGUACGUGAAGGACACUUAUGCGGGUUCAGACAGGGACACGUUCUCCUUUGACAUCAGCUUACCUGAGAAAAUUCAGUCUUAUGAAAGGAUGGAGUUUGCCGUGUGCUAUGAGUGUAAUGGCCAGGCCUAUUGGGACAGCAACAAAGGCAAAAACUACAGGAUCAUCCGGGCCGAACUCCGAUCCACUCAGGGAGUGAUUGAGCCAUACAAUGGACCAGAUUUUGGAAUAUCCUUUGACCAGUUCGGAAGCCCCCGGUGUUCCUAUGGCCUGUUUCCAGAGUGGCCUAGCUACCUGGGCUAUGAAAAGUUGGGACCCUACUACUAGUGAGUGCCCUGGACAGUCUGACUCUGACCCAGAUGGGGUAGAGACCGCAAGGCAAGAAUGAAGCUGAACUGCCACUGGGCAGGGUCUUUGGAAAGACAGGAUCCUGUCCACCUCUUUUGUAAACCAGCAAUUCCGGCACGCUUCCGUCACCGCUGGUUCCUUGCUCAGAGGAGAGCAGGUGUGCUGGUCCUCUGUGGCAUCUAGGUUGGCUACAAAGGAAGGCACAGGAUGGUGCCAGGAUGGUCUGGAUAGGAGCCAAGCGGGCAAGAGUGGAGGAAGCUGGGUUCUCCUCCACCAUUGGAUAUGCGAAGUCAACCACCCAGAAGCCACCAGUCUCCAGCCUUCUCCAGCCUGAUCAUUGACCUCCAAGGGCCCUGCCCACUCUUAUGUUUCUUCACGUUGCCUUCAUUCCACACAUCCUCAGAGUGGCCUUUAUCUUGGCUCUGUGACACACUAGCCCACAACUGCAGAAGAGGGACGGAGGCAGCCCCGCUCUGUGCAAGCUCCGGCUCCACGUUUCCUUUCUUCUCCCCCACAGCCCAGCCAGUGAUCCAGACAAGAUAAUCAAAGCAAAUAAGUACCUUGUGGCUGGGAAAGGCAUUUCCUCUCCCCUCCUCCUGACCCCUCCUUUAUAUUCCAAUAGGGGGCCACACACCAGUUACUAGAAAGUCACUGAUCUCCUUUUGGAGUCAGAAUUGUGACAAGGUGGGACAGUCGUAAAUUCUAGCUUUUUCCCUUGGCUUUGGGGCGCUUUCUAAGUACUCAGUUUCACCCCCAAAUUACCGGAAGGCUCAAUGACUAGCUCUUUGCCAGGCUGGUGCAUGAGCUGCUCUGGUCACGGGAGAAUCAUAGCUCUCCUCUCCUGGAGCGUCCACAUCAAUGCUGCAUCUGAGACUUUCAAACAGCAUGUUUGGGAUAUCCUCGAAGCCUCCAGAAAAUGCUUCGAUUUGUCCGCAGUAUACAGUUACAUUUGGAAUGCUUCACAAGCCCUCAAGGACCUGAUUGGGCGCUUUUAUUUAUGGUGUGUAUUGUAAAGGGGAGGGGAGAAAAACCUCACCGAGUUUUUCUAUGUUAUUUUAAAUGUUUGUCAACUCUGAGGUAUCAGAGAUGAAUUUUUUUCUGAACCAUAUUGGGCUGCAGUGUAUUAUCAAGUGGUAUUUCGAGACUCCUGGAACUGUUACCAUCAGAUGGACCCCCACAACCUGUGAUUUUCUUUUGGGCAAAUUAAAAUUACAGGGAAGUUGAAAAACUAUUUUUACAUGUAUAUUUGUAGAACUCUAGGGGCGUUGUUUUGUUUUGGAAAAUUGGUAAAAUGUCUGUUUAAUUUUCUUGCUGAAGCAAAGUUUCCCUGAGGCUAGAGGGAAAGAGGCGUCAGGGCUUCAUGGAUUCAUGGGUGCCAAGGGAGGCGCUGAACAUGACCCUGAGCCCUCUGGCUUCGGAAGUUAGCAUCAGGCAGGUAGCAAAUGUUUUUGAUCUUAGCAUGUGUGAUUUCUUUUUUAUCUUUUAUUUUUUUCACUUUUGAAGUUUAAAGUGUUUUAACUUUUUAAGUGCUAUUUUGUCUGAUUUUCUUAUCCCUAUAUCUGAUACUGGUCUGUACUACGUGCUUUGUGGCCCUCCCAGAUGGGUAGCACUCUGGGGUUGUCUGCAUGCUGAUGUCUGUGGGGAGACGGGUUGAAGUCAGGUGUGGUUGUAUGUUGUGUAAGCAUGCCAUAUCUCUGCUAGAUGGAUGUAUUUUAAAUUUUCCAGUUAUGGUGAUUGGAGCUGCUAGAUUUAAAUUGGAUGCAAGCAAAACUGAUCUCUUAUGGGUCACACAGUUCAUCUUGAGCUAAGUUUUCUUUUCCUGGUGCAGUAAGGCAGCCAGCUGCGCGGUUACUCACAGAGUAGCAGACUAGAGAUCAUUUUCAGAAGAAACAGAGUGAAGUCUGCUCAGUGGUGUGGAAUGGUGUUCAGACAUUCCGUGUCAAAAUAUGAAAUAUGGUAAUUCCAUAUUAUUUAUCCCCUCUGAAGCAGACAUAAACCCCCGCCCCUUUUACCCAGAUUUGUCCCAGCUUUCUUGCUAGGGGCACUGAUUGAAAGCCCCUAGCCAGCACACCUGGGAUAUGCACCCCAGCGCUCAGCCCAGAGGACAUGUCUUCACCUGCUUGCCAAGACUCUUCUUCACUUCCCUCCUCGUUGCUGUCAUUCACUGAGACUCUGAAGACUCUCUCUUCUGUUUUCUGCCUCCAGAUGUGGUGGUACCGUGGUGCAUGCCUUUAAUCCCAGGAUGUAGGAGGUAAAGACAAACAGACCUCUCUGAGUUCAAAGCCAGACCAAUCUACACAGCAAAUAUCAGACUUUGUCUUGAAACACAACAGCGAUGAAUUUUUUUUAUCAUUACAAGUCUGUGUACCUAAAUACAUUUAAUGUCCCACUUUAUUGCCAUCAUCAUAAUUAUGAUACUCAAGUUGCUCCCAUCUCUGGUCAACAGGGUCUCCUCAGAUUACGUUUUCAAUAUUUUGUCAUAUCUUGGUCAUAUUUUAUUUUUCCUUUCCUUGUUUUCUUUUAUGACUAAACAUUCCAAACUUACUUUGUACAUUUUCUUCCCUCAGAUGUGAAUUCAGGCUCUUCUCCAGGAGCCCUGGUUUCACCAGUGGGAACCCCAAGUUUAUAGCUGCCAGGGGUGUGCAUGGCUCUGGGUAUACCCAUCUUUUUAGGAUUUUUCAGUGGACAGAGCUGAAACUUUAUUUUUGAUGACAAGAUAUUAUUUAUUGUCAAUUUAUAUGAAAAAAAUUACAGUUCAAUUUCAGUACUACAAAGAAGUAUUAACCUCAUCUAUCUUGAAUAGACAUCUGUUUCUCCUGCACUAAUAGUUAACUAGAAAUACUCAUUUGCUUUAUCUCACAGCGUAUACACAACAGCUUCAAAAUGAUACUGGCACCACCGAUUACUCAAAGUAGGUCAUGAUUUCUUUUACCUUCCUUCAUUUGUGCUUUUGUUUUUCUCUGCGUUGUCCUGGCUGACCCUCUAUGUAGACCAGGCUAACCUCAAACUUAGAGAUCUGCCUGCCUCUGCCUCCUGAGUGCUGGGAUUAAAGGUGUGUGCCACCAUCACCUGGCUCAACUGGGCUCCUAAAUUAGGACUGUCAGCUGGAGCAUAGGGUCUGGGUGUUGUAACCAGGCCUUUUCUUUUGGCUACCCAGCUCCACAAUCAUGACACGGAGACUUACUAGUUCUGCAUGCUUUGCCUAGCUUAGGCUCCUUUCUGGCUGCUCUUUUAACUGAACCAGUUUCCCUUUAUCUACUGUUUGCCUCAGGGCUUUUACUUUCUUCCCUUCUGUACGUACUUCUUACAUUCACUGCUUCUGUCUGGUUGGUGGCUGCACGGCUUCUGGCCCAGGUGUCUCCCUUGUUCUCUCCUUCUCUCUCUCACUCUUAGAUUUCUCCUCCUAUUUAUGUUCUCUGCCCGCCAGCCAUGCCUAUCCUUUCUCCUGCCUAGCUAUUGGCUGUUCAGCUUUUUAUUAGACCAAUCAGGUGCCUUAGGCAGGCAAAGUGAAACAGAUGCAACACAUCUUUACAUAAUUAAAUACAUGCAGUACUGUGGGGGCUGAAUUAUUCAGGCCCAUAUUCCAUAUUGUCUGGUGGUCAGAGAAUCUAAGUAACUUUCAAGGUGCAAUUUGCACCUUCCACACAGGAGGUGGUCGCCUAGCGCUUUGAUAAAACAACCUGAUGCCAUCCUAACAGGUGGUCGGGAUAUGCUAAUGUCCUUCUGCUCCUUCUAUUGUAAAUUAGGAGGUCACCCGGGGAAGAGGGGUUUCCAGUCUAUGUGACAAAACAGCCAUGGGCAGGAGGUGACCUAAGUCGUCCCCGCUACCUAGGAAACAAUGCUAAAAACGGCUUCUUAUUAAAGCUCUUUGGAAAAUAAACAUGGGUGAUUUCAGGAUUUAAAUAAACCCAAAACUCCCUCCCGA